Molecule: messenger RNA, 2556 nt
Organism: Penicillium chermesinum
Lineage: Eukaryota; Fungi; Ascomycota; Eurotiomycetes; Eurotiales; Aspergillaceae
Product: pumilio/puf RNA-binding domain-containing protein
Exons: 6
Coding region: 1-2556 (851 amino acids)
Biological process (GO): post-transcriptional regulation of gene expression
Cellular component (GO): cytoplasm
Molecular function (GO): mRNA 3'-UTR binding
Source: RefSeq, a predicted model, not a curated record
AUGGUCCAAAUUGGGAAAGAAGUUCGCUUCUCAAAGGAUACCCUAGAUCCCUGGGGACUCGCCUUGGGAAGAGAAGCCUCUAGCCGUUGCCAUCUCAACCACCCCGAUCAAUCUGUCAACUUUGAAGCCCCAAAACUCAGUGAUCCUUCAAUUUCUUCCAUCGAAACUGAAUCGCCCUCAAGUAAGAAGCAGAAGGUAGAUCAAGGCAAGGUGGACUCUACGACAGCACGUCCCUCGGGGUUCGAAAAAAUACCUGCAACGCUCCCAUCAAAGGGGUCUCCAAUCCAUUCCGAGGCUGAAGAAUCUUCUGGGUCGUUACAGAAAGCCACGGUCAACGAAAUCCGACCAUCCACGAGCCAUCCGCGGCCUUCAGACUCCUGCGACUCGGAGGACAAGGCAACAGAACUUGUUCGACUCAAACAACAGCUCCUCGCAGCAAAUUCUAAAAUCGCCUUACAGGAGCAGGAACUCGCCCAAACCCGUGUGAUCAAGCAUACUUUGGAUCAGGCUCUAGGGCCUCCAUCUGAAGCUGACUUUGGAGGCCGCGAGAUCACUGAGCAGACAAUCAGCCAUCUGCAAAACGCCUUUAACUCGUCACAGCCCACCUUCGGUCAGAUGCAGGAUGCGUGGAAUUCACAAGAGGACUCACAGUCCGACAUUUCUGAUGCUCUCUCUGCUGGAGCCUAUAAUCGUACUCGCGGGUUGUGGCACCAGCAAAGACAGCCGUCAUUCGGACCUCCAAUCAACGAAGCUACCUUUGAUAAAUCUUACGGCGAGACUCUUCACUGCAAUCCUCAUCAAACAAGUCAAGACCUCAGUCGUUUUUGGGGUGGGUCUCCUGUGUAUCCCACUUUCCCCUCUCAUGGAAUGAUACAGCCCCAGCGAGUGUUCUCGGGCCCUUCGAGCUCUUCGGCGAGUACAUGCAGUUUCUUUCCUCGCCCUUCUAAUGAGCAGCUUCGGAAUCCACAGGCUCCAGGCUUGAUACCUCGUCGCUCUCUUACUCAAGGCAAUAGACUUGAGGCGUUUCCUAUGACACACCCCUCUUCAUGGGGUGGGUUCUCACCGGGGUCACCACUUGACGUUGAAACAAAACCUUCAUCUCCAACCACGAGACCACCCAGCACUUUUCAGCCUAUUGGAGUCUUUCAGAUGCCCCAAUAUCAUGCAAGAACAGGAACAACUGCACUCUCACCAACUGCCACGGAGUUCACGACUACUAGUUCGAGCGAAACACCGUGGACCUCUUCACCUAGUAGAAGUUCCUUACAGACCUACAUCUCACCACUCGAACCUCUCAAUUACCGUCGUUUGCUCGAUAAGAAUGUUUCAUGCGACUGGAAGUACAUUGUGGAAAAGAUCGUCUGCAACAAUGAUCAACAAGCUUCUAUUUUUCUUCAACAGAAGCUGAAGGUAGGAACGAUGGAACAAAAAUACGACAUAAUUGAAGCUAUUGUCAACCAAGCAUAUCCCCUAAUGGUCAAUCGAUUCGGCAAUUUCCUGGUUCAGCGGUGCUUUGAGCAUGGGACCCCCGAGCAGGUCAUCGCAAUCGCCAAUUCGAUCCGAGGAAAUACUCUCAGCUUGAGUAUGGAUCCAUUCGGCUGCCAUGUCAUUCAGAAAGCAUUCGACUGCGUCCCUGAAGAAAACAAAUCCACUAUGGUGCACGAGCUCCUUCGUCGGAUUCCGGAAACCGUUGUUCAUCGAUACGCAUGCCAUGUGUGGCAGAAGUUGUUUGAGCUUCGAUGGGAUGGAGAGCCGCCCCAAAUUAUGGCUAAAGUGAACGAGGCAUUACAUGGCAUGUGGCAUGAAGUCGCGCAGGGAGAGACUGGAAGCUUGGUGGUCCAGAACAUCUUCGAGAAUUGUGUGGAGGAAGAAAAGGUACGUAUCUCCAACUCCCACAACCACCAGCGCCCUUCCCACCCCUCAAACGCCCAAGCACAUGAGUAUGGUGUUCCUACUAACUUCAUGAAGCGGCCUGCAGUUGAAGAGGUUCUCGAAAAGAUUGACGUUCUCGCCCAUGGUCAAUUUGGAAAUUGGUGCAUCCAACACAUUUGCGAGCAUGGCGCUCCCCACGACAAAAGUCGUGCCAUUGAGCAUGUUCUACACUUUGCCGUUGACUACAGUAUGGACCAAUUUGCUUCAAAAAUUGUGGAGAAAUGCUUGAAGAUUGGGGGUGCUGAAUUUCUGGAGCGCUACCUUUCUCGAGUAUGCACUGGACGUGCCGAUCGUCCAAGGAUGCCCUUGAUUGAUAUCGCGGGUGACCAAUAUGGAAAUUACUUGAUACAAUGGAUACUAAUGAACGCUGCACCUCACCAACGGGAGCUGGUCGCCAGCCACAUCCGGAAGCAUAUGGUUUCUCUCCGAGGCUCCAAGUUCGGUUCUCGUGUAGCAAUGCUUUGCUGUAAUCCAUCGCAUGCUACUCGGCCUGGUCCGGGAACUGGUAUCCAAGUUGGCCGGUUGCACCAUUUCAACGAAGAUCGAUACUCAACUGCUGGAAACAAUGGUGCUCGCUUCAACCGUGGCAGCCAGUGGGGCUCCAGCUACGCACCUUUUCGUUAG